Messenger RNA from Geodia barretti, 609 nucleotides. NCBI's taxonomy places the organism in Eukaryota, Metazoa, Porifera, Demospongiae, Tetractinellida, Geodiidae. The record is from the annotation of a GenBank genome assembly.
AUGUACCGGCGAGGCCUGGUCGGAGCGUAUUCGGGGAACACCAGCCUGCGUCUGACCGACGCCGGAGAUGACAGCCUGCUGCUGGUUACCCCGACGCAUCAUCCCUACUAUCGACUCAAGGCGGACGAGUUGGUGGUGGUGAACCUGGAAGGCGAGCCGGUGGAGCCGGCUCCGAUGCGGCCAUCGUCCGAAACCCGACUGCAUCUCGAGAUAUAUCGGCGGCGUCCAGACGUCCAGGCAGUGGCACAUACUCAUUCCAUCCAUGCGUCGGUGGCGGCGGUCAUCGGGCUGGACAUACCGCCGCUGAUCGACGAGAUGCUGAUGACCAUCGGGGGGCCGAUCAAGGUCAGCAAGUAUGCCUUCCCGGGAACGCAGGAGUUGGCCGAACAGGCUUACGCCGCGUUGGGCGACCGGAAUGCCGCGCUCCUUCGCAACCACGGCGCCGUGGGGGUUGGGCCGGACAUCUGGGAGGCGUUGGAAGUCUGUGAUCUGGUGGAGCGGCUGGCGAAAAUUUUCGUGCUGGCCCGCAACUUCGGCCCGCGAGCCGCGUCCCCUCUGCCGGAAGACGCCGUCGCGACGGAGAUGCAGAUGUUCCAGGAUAACCGCUAG